AUGAAAUCUUUGGUCAUUAUCGCCUCUGUCAUCGCUUUGGCCAUAGCCGGCCCUGCCCACCGUGGCCUGGUUGAGCCUGGCCCAGCUGGUCCCGCUCCGGCACCAGCACCCGAGUUCGUCCCCAUCGCAGUGGGCCCGGCUAUACUGGACUUCGAGCCUAUUGCCAUCGGCCCCGCUGUGAUUGACUCUCUCCCUAUCUCUGUUGGACCCGCCAUCAUCGACUCUGAACCUGUUGCCGUCGGACCCGCCAUCAUUGAGGAGCCCAUCGCUGUUGAGCCUGUGCAUGUUGUCGAGGAGGCCGCCGCUGUCCCCUCUAAUCCUCUAGUCCAGAUCGUCCUGAACAUCAAUGGUGUCUCCCACGUCAUCGAUGCUCCCGUCAGUGUGCCCGCUGUUGAGCCCGUCGUAGUCCCUAGCCCGAUACACGUUAUUGAGGCUGCCCCUGAGCCUGUUCAGGUCAUCGAAGUUGCUCCUGAACCCGUAAAUGUUGUUGAGAUCGCCCCCGUUGAGAUCGGAAGCCCCGUCCUUCCCACUCCCGUGGUCGUCCCUGAGCCUGUUGCUAUCGGCGCACCGCAACUGCCCCAGCUCGUCGAGAAACACUAA
Messenger RNA from Spodoptera littoralis (African cotton leafworm), 600 nucleotides. Lineage: Eukaryota; Metazoa; Arthropoda; Insecta; Lepidoptera; Noctuidae. The record is from the annotation of a GenBank genome assembly.